CUGGGCGACCUCCUCGCGGCGGUCCCCGAGCAGGAGGAGGCGGCCGGCCACAAACUACGCAUCCUGUUCGGUGGGGCGGAGCUGUGCGGCGCCGCGACGCUGGGCGAGAUCGGGGUCCAGGGCGGCAGCGAGCUGACCCUCGUGGUCACCAGGAGGCGCCGCAUAGUGGCGUGCGACGGGGCGGUGGCGAAGGUCUGGGACGCCGACUCCGGGGAGUCCGCCGUGUUCUCGGCGGACGGGCAGCGGGUGCUGACCGCCUCGGAGACCGGACGGCGAAGAUCUGGGCCGCGGACUCCGGGGAGUGCCUGCGGACGCUGGAGGGCCACUGGAGCUACGUGACGUCCGCCGUGUUCUCGGCGGACGGGCAGCGGGUGCUGACCGCCUCGCAGGACGGGACGGCGAAGAUCUGGGCCGCGGACUCUGGGGAGUGCCUGCGCACGCUGGAGGGCCACGAGGGCCCCGUCACGUCCGCCGUGUUCUCGGCGGACGGGCAGCGGGUGCUGACCGCCUCGAACGACCGGACGGCGAAGAUCUGGGCCGCGGACUCCGGGGAGUGCCUGUGCACGCUGGAGGGCCACCAACACUACGUGAAUUCCGCCGUGUUCUCGGCGGACGGGCAGCGGGUGCUGACCGCCUCGUGCGACCGGACGGCGAAGAUCUGGGCCGCGGACUCCGGGCAGUGCCUGCGGACGCUGGAGGGCCACGGGGGCCCCGUGACGUCCGCCGUGUUCUCGGCGGACGGGCAGCGGGUGCUGACCGCCUCGGAGGACCGGACGGCGAAGAUCUGGGCCGCGGACUCCGGGGCGUGCCUGCGCACGCUGGAGGGCCACCGGUUCCCCGUGAGGUCCGCCGUGUUCUCGGCGGACGGGCAGCGGGUGCUGACCGCCUCGCGGGACCAGACGGCGAAGUUCUGGGACGCCGACUCCGGGGAGUGCCUGCGCACGCUGGAGGGCGCCGGGGACAGGGCCUGCUUCGCGCCUUGA
Messenger RNA from Prorocentrum cordatum, 983 nucleotides. The record is from the annotation of a GenBank genome assembly. NCBI's taxonomy places the organism in Eukaryota, Dinophyceae, Prorocentrales, Prorocentraceae.